AUGGUGCCGCGGGCUGCGUCGCUCGUGCUGCUGUGGCUGCUCGCGGUAGCAGCAGGAGUGCGGGGUCAAAGCAACAUCGCGGUGUCGUUCCCGAGCGGACAGACGUUGACGGAGGGGGGCAGCUUCACGUUCUCCCUCUCCCUGGCCAAGGCAAUCCCCGUCCCCGCCGGAGACGCUGAGGACACCGUCACGGUCCAGUUGCGCAUCAAGGCGACGAACGGCGAGGUGUGCACGACGGGGCAGAAGGUGUGCGAGCUCUCGAUCGCGUCCCUCCCCAGCAACUACCUCUUCUCGUCCCGCGGCGGCGUGCUGGCCUGGAACGUCCCGAAGAACCACACCAUCCCAGUGGCGGCCAACUUCCUGGUCGACAGGACGCGGACCUACACGGCCGAGUUCACGCUCGCGAGCACGAUCCCCGCGACCUUCCCCCUGGAGACCAGGGCCUUCAACCUGACGGUCCUCGACGACGACACCGCGGGCCUGGAGGUGUCGACGACGUCGAUCGCGCUCAGCGAGGGCCCCGCGGGCACCACGUACAACCUGCGCCUGACGGCGGCACCGUUCGAGACGCUGACGGUGGGGUUCAGCCCGUCGACGCAGACCGUGUUCGGGCGGCAGUACAGCCUGGCGUUCACGCCGUCGACCCUGAGCUUCACGACGGCCAACUGGAACACGUUCCAGGCGGUACAAGUGACACACCCCCAGGACUUUGACAAGUCGGGCAACCUGGCGCUGACAAUCGCGCACACGCUCAGCGGGGGGUCGCUGGACUUUGCGUUCACGGGGUACAACACGGCGCCGCAGAACGUCGCCGCGGCAGUGACGGACAUCGACACGGCGCUGGUGAACGUGACGGCAACGCCGGUGAGCGUCGCCGAGGGCUCGCAGACCGCGAACGCGUACCGCGUCACGCUGUCGUCGCGGCCGUACUUCGACGUGAUCGUGCGGACGCGCGCCACGUGCACGAGCGUGCGCGGGUCGCCGUGCGCGUACCAGGCGUUGGGCACAGAGGGGGGGGAGUACCUCAACCUGACGUCAGCCAACUGGCAGACCGGCGUGCAGGCGACCGUCGUCGCCGUCGACAACACCUUCGCGGACGACGGCGCGUCGGGCACCGUCGAGCACUGGCGCGUCGACAGCACGGACGUCAACUUCAACACCUCAGCGCCCACCCUGCCGACCGUCAGCGUCACGUCGACGGACAACGACACCCCCGGGUUCGUCGUCGACGCCGGCGCGGGGCUCGACUUCACUGAGGGCGGGUCGACCAGCCUGACCAUCCGCCUUCUGACCACGCCGUACAACCCGGUCACGGUGUCGCUGGGCGCGACUGACAACUUCGUCAACCUGUCGCCGCCGCGCGUGUACUGGGAGGCCGCGAACUGGACCAACACCGCGACGGUGACGGUCAACCAGGCCGACGACGACAUCGACGAGGGGGUCCGCACGAGCAACGUCACGCUGGCGGCGUCGAGCAGCGACGCGGACUACACCAGCAUCACGCCCUUGGUCCCGUUGACGUCGCGCGACAACGACGUCGCAGGCCUGGUGCUGACGAGCACGAACACGGACUUCGCCGCGCUGAUCGCGGGCAGCAGGACGACGCCCGUGCAGCUCAUCGAGGGGCAGACCGGCGUUGAGAUAGCCGUCCGGCUCGCCACGCGCCCACGGGCCAACACGCAGGUGGUGGUCACGCUGACGGUGAGCUCGAGUCAGCUGACACUCCCCAUGGGAGAGUCCUUGCGGUUCCAGGGCGGGAACUACAACGUCCCGCAGACGCUGCGCAUCGACGCGACGGACGACAUCCUCACGGAUGGCAACGUGAUGGCCAGCGUCACCGUGAACGUGUCGGCGCCGCUCGCCGACUACGCAAACACGCCGUCGCAGUCGUUCCUCUUCACGGCGGUCGACAACGACGACUUCGCGGCAGUGACGAACGUCGACAAGUGGGGCGGGCAGCUCUGUCAGACGAACCCUUGCGGUCAGGUGGCCAUGUCAGUCCCCCCCGGGGCGUUCGGCGCCGCGGGGUCCAACGUGGCGCUCCAGGAGAAGGCGCAGCCCCCGGCGUCCGACGACGUCGCGAACCCCGCGCCGCCGCUCGCAGACAGCCGCGUCCCCGCAGUCAGCGGCGUCUACGAGUUUCAACCCACGGGUCAGCGUCUGGAGGUUCCAGCAAGCCUGUCUCUCGAGUACCGCCCGGGUCUGGUGAACAACCUGCGCAGCGGCGCCGCGACGGUCGCGGGGCGGCGGCGGCUCGCGCAGGCCACGCCCGGCGAGCCCGUCGUGUACCGCAAGGUCACCUCCCCCACGGAGGGUUGGGAGGUGGUCACGGACGCCGUGUACAUCUCGUCCGCGGGGAUCAUCGUCGUCGUCACGCAGGACCUGGGGGAGUUCUACGUGGGGUUCCGCCCGGACUCGCUGAAGCCCGCGCCGGUGGUCGUCGACACGUGCGCACUCCCGGGCGUCGCGGCGUGCUGCGAACGGUCCUACGUGGACGGGGCCUUCAGCGUGGGCGAGUACGCGCUCUUCCUCUCCGUGGUCCUCGGCGUCAGCGGGCUCAUCGUCGGCGUCUUCCUCGCGUGGCUCGUGUGGCGCCUGCUGCGCCCGCGCAAGGCCGCGGCCAGCACGCAGGUGAUGGAAAAGCAGGUCGCCUACCCGGAGCUGCCGGAGGACGGCAUCGAGGAGGUCGCGUUUGACCCGUUCUCGCGCGACCUGGACCCCUUCAGCGGCGUGGAGCCGGACGCGGCGCGGGCUGCGGAGGAGCAGCCGUUCCACUUCCAUCCCACACUUGGUAAGCUCACGGGGAAGCACGCGCCGGAGUACCCGGCCAUGCACCCGGCGGCGUACUACGCGUCACAGGGGCAGGUGAUGCACGUGAUGGGGAACGUCGGGAGCUCGCGGAAGCUGUUCAACGUGCCGAAGCAGUCGCGGCCAACGCGGCCGCCGCCGCCGGGCCCGCCAGAGGCCUCCACGGCGGCGCGUGGGCCGGCACCGUUCGAUACGCGGCCGGCGGCGGGGACGACGUCGUUCCGGAAGAGGGCGAAGCGGGGGCCGUCGCGGAAGGACAUGCAAAGUUCGCGCGUGCACCCGCUGCUGGUGGAGGCGGCGGGCGCGGUGGACGCGGGGGUGGACGCGCGGGGGGCGAGCGAGGACCUGACGAACUUGCGCGCGGCGAUGGGGGCGCUCGACUACGUGCCGAGCACCGUGCCGUCGCAGAGGACCAAAACGGAGGGUGCGCGCAGCGAUGCUGGGAGGUAUGACAACGACAGCGGGCUCGCGACGGAAGUCGGGCACCCGCGCAGCGAAGCGCCUAGCUCGUACAUCGAGCCAUAG
Molecule: messenger RNA, 3333 nt
Organism: Pedinophyceae sp. YPF-701
Lineage: Eukaryota; Viridiplantae; Chlorophyta; Pedinophyceae
Source: the annotation of a GenBank genome assembly